AUGACCAAGCGAUUUGAAUUUAACUGGCAGAUCCCCGUACCCGAACCCUUGCUCCAAGGAGCUGUAUUCGACAGAUGGACCGAAGAAAAAGACAACACGGAAUUGGAAAAAGAAUGCCUUUUCAAAGUCGACGAGUAUGGCUUCUUCAUUUAUUGGAAGAGUGAAGGAAAGGAUGGAGACGUGAUUGAACUGUGUCAAGUCAGCGACAUCAGAUCUGGAGGAGUGCCAAAGGAUACGAAAUUGAACGACAAACUAACAACCAAACAUGGAAACCAAUUAGAGGAUAAAUCGUUAACCAUAUGCAGUGGUACGGAUUACAUCAACAUCAACUAUCAACACGUAGUAUGUCCUGAUGCAAAUACUGCCAAGGUCUGGUUGGAUGGCUUGAGAAAGAUCACCCACAACGUGAAAGCCAACAACGUUUGCCCCAUGACUUGUCUCAAGAAACAUUGGAUGCGUCUAAGUUUCCUCACGGAUCCCAAAGGCAAGGUGCCAGUUAAGGUGGUCGCGCGAACAUUCGCUUCAGGGAAAACGGAAAAGCUGGUUUACCAAUGUCUCUCGGAACUCGGACUUCCUUCUGGAAAAAAUGAGGCUAUGGAAAGAGAAGCAUUCACAUUUGAUAAGUUCUACGCCCUGUAUCAUAAGAUCUGCCCCAGAAAUGAUAUUGAAGAAUUGUUUAGGACUAUAACUCAAGGCAAAUCGGAUCGUAUCAAUUUGGAGCAAUUCGUCAACUUCCUGAAUGAGAAGCAGCGUGACCCGAGACUCAAUGAAAUCCUUUACCCACUCUACGAAGACAAGCGAGCAGUGGAGAUUAUCGAAACUUAUGAACAGAAUGACGAAGCAAAAACUGCCAAGUGCCUUACAAAAGACGGUCUCAUCCGAUACCUUAUGUCGGACGAGAACGCUCCAGUGUUUCUCGACCGUCUGGACUUCUACAUGGAGAUGGACCAGCCUCUAUCCCACUAUUACAUUAAUUCAUCCCAUAAUACGUAUUUAUCUGGUCGUCAGUUUGGUGGAAAGAGUUCUGUUGAAAUGUAUAGACAGGUUUUGCUGGCUGGAUGUCGAUGCGUCGAACUCGACUGCUGGGACGGCAAAGGUGAAGACGAGGAGCCAAUAAUAACUCACGGAAUGGCCAUGUGCACUGACAUUUUAUUCAAAGACGUGAUUUACGCUUUGAGGGACACAGCUUUUGUGACGUCAGACUAUCCCGUGAUCCUAUCCUUUGAGAACCACUGCUGUAAGGCCCAGCAGUACAAGUUAGCCAAGUACUGCGAUGAAAUUCUUGGAGAUCUGCUUAUGAAGGAGCCGCUGCCUGAUUAUCCGUUGGAGCCAGGAAUGCCUCUUCCUCCGCCGUGCCUUUUGAAAAAGAAGAUAAUGAUAAAGAACAAGCGGUUAAAGCAAGAAGUCGAGAAACAGGAGUUGGAGCUGUUCAGGCAGGGACAGUUCGUGAUUGAAGACGAGGUUAAAGAGGAUGCAUCGGCUGUUGUACUUCCAGAAGACAAGAAGCCUGAGGAAAUAGUCCCCAUCAAGUUCAUCUCCUUCGAGGAGGCCGAGAAGCGAAAUAUCCACCACAACAUGUCUUCCUUCGCCGAAACAACGGGAAUGAACUACCUCAAGAGUCAGGCUAUUGACUUCGUCAACUACAACAAACGUCAGAUGUCACGAAUUUAUCCCAAAGGGACGAGGGCUGAUUCGUCUAACUAUAUGCCUCAGGUAUUCUGGAACGCGGGCUGCCAAAUGGUGUCCCUAAACUUCCAGACCUCCGACCUUCCGAUGCAGCUGAACCAGGGCAAGUUUGAAUACAACGGGAAUUGCGGGUAUCUUCUAAAGCCGGACUUCAUGCGUCGGGCGGAUAAGAGCUUCGACCCCUUCGCCGAUGCACCCGUCGACGGAGUCAUUGCUGCUCAGUGUGCUGUACAGGUGAUAGCGGGUCAAUUUUUGUCAGACAAAAAAGUGGGUACUUACGUAGAAGUGGACAUGUACGGUCUACCCACCGACACCAUUCGUAAAGAGUUCCGGACACGAAUGGUGCCCGCUAACGGAUUGAACCCUGUCUAUAACGAGGAACCAUUUUUAUUCAGAAAGGUCGUACUCCCGGACUUGGCCGUUCUGCGUUUCGGGGUGUACGAUGAGAAUGGCAAACUUUUGGGCCAACGUAUUCUGCCCUUGGACGGUCUCCAGGCGGGAUAUCGCCACAUCUCCCUCAGAACUGAAGCCAACUUCCCAAUGUCAUUGCCUAUGCUGUUCUGUAACAUUGAGCUGAAGAUUUACGUACCUGAUGGCUUUGAAGAUUUCAUGGCGGCUCUGUCCGAUCCGCGUGCUUUCAUGGGAGCGGCGAAGGAGAGAACAGACAAUAUGAAGGCCAUGGGCAUAGAGGAGAGUGGACCCGAGAAGAAACCGGAGCCUGAACAGAAGAAAGAAGAACCGCUGGUAUUCGAGCCAAUAACAGUUGAGUCCCUCCAACAAGACAAGGGCUUUCUCAAGACCAGCAAGAAGCAGCAGAAAGACUUGGAGGCGAUGAGAAAGCGACACGCCAAGGAGAAGAUGCUUUUACAGAAACAGCAGUGUGCUGCUAUUGAGAAGAUGAUUAAGGGAAAGAAUAAAGAGCAGCUGACGAACGACACGACCUUUCGCACGCUCGUGACGGACCAGUCCAACACGUGGAGCGAGCUAGUCUCCCGCCACCGCAGAGAGGAAUGCGCAGCCGCCAGGACCAGGCUGGACGAUCAGCGGGAGCUGCUCAAGAAGAUGAUGGAGCAGACGCAGCUGGCGCAGAUGAAGCAGCUCGAAGCCAAGCAUGAGAGGGAAUUAAAAGAAAUGAACACUCGUCAAGCAAAGAUCAGCGUCGAGACGAGUAAGGAAGUGGCCAACGAUAAGACCUUAAAGACUAAACAGGAGAAGGACAGAAGACUGAGGGAGAAGAAGCAGAACAACAUCAAGAAGUUUAUGGACGAGAAGAAGACUCAAACAAUAAAGCAAAAUCGCGAGAAAGAGAAGCUGAAGGUGACACACGACAAGCAGGUGGAAGAACUGGGGAAGGACAUAGAUAACCUCAUCGAAAUGUACAAAAUGGAAGAAUCCGAGUUCGACAUGGCGAGCAAAGCAGAGUUCUUAGCAUGA
Molecule: messenger RNA, 3120 nt
Organism: Pieris macdunnoughi
Lineage: Eukaryota; Metazoa; Arthropoda; Insecta; Lepidoptera; Pieridae
Source: the annotation of a GenBank genome assembly